AUGGGUGAUUACGGAAAUUAUCCACAAGAUAGUGGUUUUUGUGGUGGAUAUCCCACUUCCUACGAUUAUAACCAUAAGACGUCCAAUACAAAUGAAAGUCCACAGGUUUCUACUCUUCUGUUUAACGAUAUGCCAUCAUCUGUCACUGAAAGAGAUCUGAGAAACGCUCUCGAUGAUAAAAGCGUUAGAUACUUUGGUGUGAGGUUUAUGAGGGAUAGAUCGAGAUGCUUCGCAUUUGUUGAUUUCCAUCCCGAGGAAGCUCGAAAUUUCAUCCAUAGCACCCAGAAUGAAAUUAAAAUUCGCGGGUUUAGAGUUUCGUUUGAUUAUGCAGAUCCCAAAGACGAAGCCAUCAUAUCUGAACGUAGCCGAUCUACUGAUCCUCGUUUUUCUGGUAACGUAGAAGAGCCUACUUCCAACAUUAUGGUUCGCGGAAUUCCAGCAGAUGUCGAUGAACGUGAAAUAAUGGAGGAACUUAAUCGCAAUAAUGUUAACUUCGCUGAUGUUCGUGUCAUUCGGGAUCGUCAAACAGGUGUGUCGAGAGGCUUCGGUUUUAUCGAGUUCGCUUCCACGCAGGAAGCCAUUCAUUGGAUGGAUGCUCAAAAUGGUGUUUUACAUGUCCACCGACAUGUCAUGCGCCUCAACUUCAGCUCCCCGCGUAAUCAAAACGAUUCAAGUAGUCGAAAUGAUUCUGGCCGUCGCGAUGUAAGAGGCAGCAAUAAUCUAUCAGCUCUGGCCUCUGGAGAUUGGCAAUGCCUUAGGUGCUCAAGCCAUAAUUUCAAGCGUCGUGAUGUUUGUUUCCGAUGCCAAAACCCAAGACCCACUGCUCGGCAAAGUACUUCCAUUUACAAUUCCGAUGGCUCUGAGCUUAUCGGCACAACUCCAUGCAACACUUUGAUUCUGCGUUGUCUUGACGCCUAUACUACCGAAGCGAGUGUUCAAGCUGCAUUUUCAGAUCAGCAUAGUCUGCAGGUCAAACGUUGUUUCAUUGUUCGAGAUGGGAGUAACAAUUCUUCACGUUUUGCUGUUGCUGAGCUACCCACAGUGGCAGACGCUUAUAAUGUGAUUGAUACCAUUAUGAAGGAGCACAAGAUUUUUGAAAUCGAGGGCAAAGCGAUUGCUGUUGGAUAUGCAAAAAAUAACUUCAACACAAUUAUGGCCACUUUAAAGUCCGAGGGUGCGUUUAUUGAACCCACUGCUUCAAAUAACAUAUCAGUAAGAUCAUCGGCUCCAACUAGUUCCUCUUCAUAUCCCGGAGCGUAUCCAGCCAAUCAAAUUCCAGUUCCUGCAGGAGUUUAUCCAAACUCCGGCGUUGCUGUAGCACAAGCGGCCAUCGAAUUAAAGCAAGCCCAAGCUCGAUUGACUUCUAUUGUUGCUCAAUCAGUACAUAAUCCACAGGGAAUACUUGGUCUCCCGCCUCAGCAAGGUGGUCAGACGCAAUCCUAUGGCAAUUCGCUGGCCACGUUCCCUCCACCAACUAUACCGUUUAAUGCUGCAACAUCUGCAGUUACCGAAUAUCCCGUUCCUGAUACCACAAAGUUUCUCUUUGAUGAGACAAUUCGAUACUACUAUGAUCCGGUGACCGGUUUACUCUACGAGCCAAACACCCGAUAUUUCUUUGAUCGUUUAACUCAGCAAUACUUUCAUUAUGAUGCAACAAGGCGCUUGUACAUUCCUGCCUCACAGGUUGCAAAUCAACAGCAACAACAGCAAUCGGAAGUAGCUACUGAAACAGUUAAGGCCACUGAAGAGCUUUCCAAGAAAAAAGAUAAAAAGGAGAAGGAAAAGAAUGCACAGAAAAUUGCCAAAGAGAUGGAAAAAUGGGCUAAGCGUAUGAACUCUCAGAAGGAAGCUCCUUCGGUUCCAAAAGUUGAACAACAACAAAUCCAAACUGAAAGCAGUAAGACCGCUGAUAUGGGCUAUGCUGUGCUCCAAGCAUCAACUAGUGCGUCAGCUUCAAACAACUCUCCAAGCACGGCUGGUUUGGUUGCUCAGUAUGGCGGGGACGAUAGUGAUGACGAAGAUAUUCCUCAAACUGAUGAAAAAGAUCUGGAAACUCAAGUUUCCGCUGAGGAAACGAAACUAAUCGAUUGGACAAAAUUGGCUUGCCUCCUAUGUUCCCGUGGAUUUAAAGAUGCUGAUACCCUUCAAAAGCAUCGUGUUUUCUCUAACCUUCACCUCCAAAGCUUGAACAAACUUCGUGCAAAGUAUGGACUCCAUGAGUUGACAACACUUCCUGUCCAUCAACAACCACAACCUCAGAAGCAAGAAUCAAAGGGCUAUGCUGAAACCAUUGAAUCGCUGAGACAGUUAGGUGCAACUGUGGCGAGUAACCACGCAAGAGAGGUGGCUGCUAACAGACAACAAUCGAUUUCAGCGUCUCCCCCUGUCGGAGCACCUUACAGAGAUCGUGCGAAAGAAAGGAGAGAGAAAUUCGGUACUGUUCCACCACCCCAAAGGAAUUUCGACCGAUCUGCAGAUUUAUCUACAAUGCCUACACCUCCUCAUAAUGAUCCCAUGGAAUACCCUCCACCCGAUUUCUCUCAACCACCUCCUCAUUUCAACACCGGCAUUUCGGGAGGUGCAGAUGUUGGAAGUCGACUGAUGGCUAAGAUGGGUUGGCAAGCUGGACAGGGUCUUGGAAAAGCAAAUCAGGGAAGAACUCAACUAGUGGAAGCGGAGUUUCGUGAAGCCGGUGUUGGAUUGGGUGUGAAGGCUUCAAAACGUCCUCCUCCUUCGGAUAACUACAAGGACAAUGUUAAGCGAGCAAUGUAUGCUAGAUAUCAUGAAUUAGGUUAA
Messenger RNA from Rodentolepis nana, 2796 nucleotides. The record is from the annotation of a GenBank genome assembly. Lineage: Eukaryota; Metazoa; Platyhelminthes; Cestoda; Cyclophyllidea; Hymenolepididae.